Aspergillus campestris IBT 28561 is the source of this 518-nucleotide messenger RNA. RefSeq lists its product as uncharacterized. The transcript is spliced from 2 exons. The record is from RefSeq and is a predicted model, not a curated record. NCBI's taxonomy places the organism in Eukaryota, Fungi, Ascomycota, Eurotiomycetes, Eurotiales, Aspergillaceae. Bases 114 to 458 code for a protein of 114 amino acids.
UUUGCCACCAUGGGAAUUCUUCACUGGAUCAGGGGCAUUCCUGAAAUUCCGACUCUGAGACCAGCCUCGAUACCUCAGGCGGCAGUCCUUACCGAGGUAGGUAAGGUAUCAACAUGGUCAGAUUUCGGCGGUUUUUCACUCGGUCGGCGAGUAAUUUACCCCCCUCGGUCCCUCCAAUGAGUCGAGCGAGACUCAGGACUGGUGGGGAGGUUGACUCAAAAGUCUCACUCUGUCCCGGUGGGUUCGAUCCACUGGGCAAGUUCAACCCGGUCUCCCAUACUAUCCUCGCUAGUAAGGGACUACCAGCUGAUAGUGGUCUAUCGGGCUAUUCCUGGAGGACCCUCCCCCCAGGUGAAUCAUUUGGUGGGUCGCUUGGAUCUAGCCACAUCCACUGGCGGCUGAAUGUUGUUAUACUCCAUUUGCAUUUUUUACAGGUUUGCAUAUGUGGGAAAGAAUGACCAUUCGGUUACCGAGUACCAAAUAUCAAGACCCUUUUGUGCUCCGUGCGUGCUUAGACA